AUGAGGAUAGGAUGACUUUUGAGUUUCUGACUGCCAGGAUUCAGGAAUCGGUGACUUUCAAAGAUGUGGCUGUGGACUUCACUUGGGAGGAAUGGCGACAUCUGGAUCCUGCUCAGAGGGACUUGUAUAGGAAUGUGAUGUUGGAGAACUAUGAGAACCUGGUCUCUGUGGGGAUUUCUGUCUCCACAGUGGACAUGAUCUCCCUGUUGGAGAAGCGAGAUGGACCAUGGAUGCCAGAGGGAGAAGUCUCCAGUGCUGUCUGUCCAGAUUCCCUUAAUGAGAAGUCUAAUUUUGAACCCAAAGAUUCAAAUCUGAUGCAGGCCAUUUGCAUGGGAAUAUCAUCUGAGAAAAGUCUGCCUAAGGAAUCAGUUGCCUGGCAUUCCAAGAUGAGAGAAGCAACAGGUGAAUGUGAGGUUAACAUAGGGGAACUGAAAUACAACCAGGAGAGACAAUGGAGACAAGGAACAGUCACUCCCAGAACAACUUAUAAUCAAGUGCAUGAAUCUCAGCACAACACUAGGAAUAUUAUUCUAAGAAUUCAUAUCGAUGAGAAACCCUUUUUAUGUAAUAAAUAUGGAACAAGCUUCCAAAACAAAGUAGAUCUUAUUACCCAUCAGAAAACAUAUUCUGGAGAGACACCUUUUGCAUAUAAUGAAAGUAAGAAAGGCUUAAAAAAGAAUGAGCAUUUUACCACACAGCAGAGAAUUGAUAUUGAAGAGAAACCCUUUGAAUGUAAUAAAUAUGGAACAGGCUUUCAAAACAAAGAAGGUCUUAUUACCCAUCAGAAAAUAUAUUCUGGAGAGACACCUUUUGCAUAUAAUGAAAGUAAGAAAGGCUUAAAAAAGAUUGAGCACUUUACUACACAGCAGAGAAUUGAUAUUGAAGAGAAACCCUUUGAAUGUAAUAAAUAUGGAACAAGCUUCCAAAACAAAGAAGGUCUUAUCACCCAUCAGAAAACACAUUCUGGAGAGACACCUUUUGCAUGUAAUGAAAGUAAGAAAGGCUUAAAAAAGAAUGAGCAUUUUACCACACCGCAGAGAAUUGAUAUUGAAGAGAAACCUUUUGAAUGUAAUAAAUAUGGAACAGGCUUCCAAAACAAAGUAGAUCUUAUUAUCCAUCAGAAAACACAUUCUGGAGAGACACCUUUUGACUAUAAUGAAAGUAAGGAAGGCUUAAAAAAGAUUGAGCACCUUACCACACAGCAGAGAAUUGAUAUUGAAAAGAAACCCUUUGCAUGUCACGAAUGUGGGAAAGGCUUCAGACAGAGUGGAUAUCUUAUUAUCCAUCAGAGAACUCAUACUGGUGAGAAACCCUUUAGAUGCAAUGAAUGUGGGAAAACCUUUACCCAAAGGGCAAGCCUUAUUACUCAUCAGAGGACUCAUACAGGAGAGAAACCUUUCAUAUGUUGUGAAUGUGGGAAAACCUUUACCCAAAGGGCAAAUCUUAUUACCCAUCAAAGAACUCAUACUGGAGAGAGACCCUUUGUGUGCAGUGAAUGUGGAAAGGCCUUUACCCAAAAGUCAAGCCUUAUUACUCAUUAUAGAACUCAUACAAGAGAGAAACUCUUUGAAUGUAAUGAAUGUGGGAUUGCCUUUUCCCAGAAGUCAAACCUUAUUACUCAUCAGGGAAUUCAUUCUAGAGGGAAACAGUUUACCCGUAAUGACUAUCGGAAGGGUCCUCAAAAGAAAAACCAUCAGGGAAAUCGUACUGGAGAGAAACCCUUUCAAUGUAGUGAAUGUGGAAUAGGCUUCCGAUACAAAGUAAACCUUAACAUCCAUCAGAGAACUCACACUGGAGAGAAACCCUUUGCAUGUCAUGAAUGUGGAAAAGGCUUCAGACAGAGUGGACAUCUCAUGACCCAUCAGAGAACUCACACUGGAGAGAAACCAUUUGCAUGUAAUGAAUGUGGGAAAGCCUUUGCCCAAAGGUCAAACCUUAACAGCCAUCAGAGAAUUCAUACCCAAGAGAAACUCUUUGCAUGUAAUGAAUGUGGGAAAACCUUUACUCAAAAGGGAAGCCUUAUUACUCAUCAGAAGACUCAUACUAGAGAGAAGCAGUUUAUAUGUAAUGAAUGUGGAACAGGCUUCCUACAUAGAGUAAGCUUUAUUAUUCAUAAGAGAAUUCAUACUGGGGAAAAACCAUAUAUAUGUAAUGAAUGUGGGAAAGGCUUCAGGCAGAGUGGACACCUCAUGAUCCAUCAGAGAACUCAUACUGGAGAGAAACCCUUUACGUGUAAUGAAUGUGGGAAAACCUUUACUCAAAGAUCAAACCUUACUAGCCACCAGAGAACUCAUACUGGAGAGAAACUUUUUGCAUGUAAUGAAUGUGGGAAAGCAUUUACCCAAAAGGGAAGCCUUGUUACUCAUCAGAGAACUCAUACUGGAGAAAAACAGUUUGUAUGUAAUGAAUGUGGAACAAGUUUCUUACAUAGAGUGACCCUUGUUAUCCACAAAAGAACUCAUACUGGAGAGAAACCAUAUUCAUGUAAUGAAUGUGGGAAAGGCUUCAGACAGAGUGGACAUCUCAUUACCCAUCAAAGAACUCAUACUGGCGAGAAACCCUUUGCGUGUCAUGAAUGUGGCAAAACUUUUACACAAAGAGCAAACCUUACUAGUCAUCAGAGAAACCACACUGGGGACAAAGUCUUUAUUUGCAAUGAAUGUGGAAAAGCUUUUACCCAAAAGACAAACCUUACCACUCAUCAAAAAAGUCAUGCUAGAGAACUACCUUUUGUGCAUAAUCAAUGUGAAAGAUCUUUUGCUCAUAUAACAGACCUUCUUAGCUAUCAUAGAACUUUUACAGAAUGAAAGUCCUUUAUGUGUAAUUAAUAUGAGUCUUCAGACAGAGGAUAUACUUUAUUACAUAAAAGAGAAUUAAUACUGGAGAGAAACUUUGUAACAAAGUUUGUCAUACAUUAUAGAGCAUAA
This is a messenger RNA of Gracilinanus agilis (Agile Gracile Mouse Opossum), 2927 nucleotides long. RefSeq names its product zinc finger protein 665-like. Gene Ontology annotation, molecular function: DNA-binding transcription factor activity, RNA polymerase II-specific; RNA polymerase II cis-regulatory region sequence-specific DNA binding. NCBI's taxonomy places the organism in Eukaryota, Metazoa, Chordata, Mammalia, Didelphimorphia, Didelphidae. Gene Ontology annotation, cellular component: nucleus. Bases 12 to 2807 code for a protein of 931 amino acids. The transcript has 5 exons. The record is from RefSeq and is a predicted model, not a curated record. Gene Ontology annotation, biological process: central nervous system development; regulation of transcription by RNA polymerase II.